This is a messenger RNA of Anthostomella pinea, 765 nucleotides long. The record is from the annotation of a GenBank genome assembly. Lineage: Eukaryota; Fungi; Ascomycota; Sordariomycetes; Xylariales; Xylariaceae.
AUGUCGCUCCUCUCUGCACAUUUCGAGCAGAUAGCUAUAUCGUGUCAAGGCAUCGACAGUCUACCCUUCCCUCCGCCAAAGAUCUUCACCAACGCACUGCUAUCAAACCACGACAUCACGUCGCUGAUCCGCGACACCGAAGCCCACGAGCGCGCCCUCUUCUCCGUCCCCCCGCCACCUCCGCCCACCAUCGCCCAGCCCCAAGAACCAGCAGCCAAGCCGACAUCCCGUCGCCAGACCGUCUUCAACGUCACGUCGGGCGAGGUCACCACAUCCGGCAGUAACACAGGCCGCAGCACGGGAGCGCCCAGACGGCACACGGCCGUGGCCGCCGUUCUCGGCGGGGACCUGCGCGACCAGAUCCGCCGCAGCGAGCGCCACGGCAAGGACGACGUCGACGUCGAGAUACUGCUGAAGGGCGCCGAGAGGCUUAGCGGCGUCUACCCCUUGCCCGGCGCGCUGGAGCGGAUACCGGCGCAGCGCGCAAAGUACGCGCACAGCCGGAGCACACUCGCCUACUAUGAAUCAAAAGUCGAGGAGCAGGCCGAGACGCUGCGGCGGAUGAACAAGGACCAUUGGAUGGACGACGAUGAUGACGACGAUGAGGAUGCUGACGAAGGGGCCGAGGACGCGGAGGAGAUCUUCACGGAAGAGGAUUUGAGGAGGGAGGAGGAAGAGGUCCGGGAGCUGGAUAAGAAGAAGAAGGAGCUGCAGGAGAGAUUGCGCGCCAUGGAUAAAGACCUUGGUGGUUUGCUGAAUAUGUGA